Molecule: messenger RNA, 663 nt
Organism: Penicillium pulvis
Lineage: Eukaryota; Fungi; Ascomycota; Eurotiomycetes; Eurotiales; Aspergillaceae
Product: polysaccharide biosynthesis domain-containing protein
Exons: 3
Coding region: 49-498 (149 amino acids)
Cellular component (GO): cytoplasm
Source: RefSeq, a predicted model, not a curated record
UGUAUUUCAAUUAGAUUGAAGCCACCUCGUUAAAAUAAUACCGCCAAGAUGUCGAAGGCUUUUGAUCCCGAGCACCCUGAGAACCUGGAUGACAUGGAGAAGCAAUUCGCCGUGAAAGCCGUCGAACACUUGAUGACAUACUGGUCGAUUCUCGAGAAGGUCAAGGGCUCGCAGCUCCGCCUGACCAAGAUGGACGAUGAGAUCUACGAAUCCUUCAUGAAGGAGUUCCCCGAAUUUGACCCCGCUGGAACUCUCAACGAGGACGAGAUGAAGAGCAAGGCUGGCAAGGAGAAGUGGCGCAACUGGAUCAACCAGUUCGAGAAGAAGAUCGACGACUUCAACUUCGGCACAAUUGUUCGCACUCGGGCCGAUGCCGAGUAUGAUCAAGAUACCACCGUUUUCGGCGUUCGCAUGCAAUUCUACGCCGUUGAGAUUGCUCGUAAUCGCGCCGGCCUCAACGACUGGGUCUACGAGCGCUCCCAGAAGGCUAGCGCAUGAUCGACCUUUUGCAUGUUAGACAGCAUUGCCAUGAUACCACACAAACGAGACUCAGUGAAGGGGUUACUUAUAAUAGAUUUUCUCCACGCGAUCACUCUACCCUAUCCCAUAUUCUCUGCAUGGCUAUGCCAAGUUCGACUCCAUAUCCGGGCUGUUAGACCGACG